Messenger RNA from Vavraia culicis subsp. floridensis, 576 nucleotides. RefSeq lists its product as uncharacterized. Lineage: Eukaryota; Fungi; Microsporidia; Pleistophoridae. The record is from RefSeq and is a predicted model, not a curated record. The transcript has a single exon. The coding region runs from base 1 to 546 and encodes 181 amino acids.
AUGAAUCAUAAGCAAGAUUUAAAAGUAAAAAUUCACACACAAACAAUGUUUUUUAUUCAUUUUUUGCCGCUCAUACUGUGUGAAGGCGACGAAGUGCCAAAAGACAAUCCAAUACAGAAUAUUGCAUUCGACAAGAACAGGAAAUCAGACAGCUACGAGGCCAUAUUAUUCUUUACUCGGGACGUUAAUCCCUCUCAAAUAAGUAUAAUGGGGUCAGAGACACCGGAUGAUGACGAGUCGUACACCAUUAUAAAGGUUAUGGACAUAGACUCAGACUUUGAAGAGACUCGAAAUAGACUGCAUGUUCCUUUGGACGAUGAUAUUCUCAUGCAAAAGGGAAAGACGUAUUCGAUACAGAUAAGAGAAGGCAACGAAAUCUUCCACAGUGAAGCGUUUCAAUUCGAUAAAAGUUCUGGUAAAUUCAAGCUAAGCAGAGAAAUGAAAUCGACGGGAGGUACAAAAGCUGGAUGGAUUGUUGCACUGGCUUUGGGUGCAACAGCCCUGUUCUUGGUGUUAAUUCUGAUCUUCGUCAGAUUGUGCAGAUAGAACGGUGAUAAAUAAAGCAAUCAUACAAAA